AUGGGUAACAAUCCCGUGUUCGCCGUGACAGUCUUUUUCAUUUGUUUCCGAGAAUGUCUUGAAACAACCGUGGUUGUAUCGGUUCUCCUGGCUUUCUUGAAGCAAACCCUUGGUCAAGGAGAGGAUCAGACCAUUUACAAACGACUUGUUAAACAAGUCUGGUGGGGAUGUGGACUAGGCUUGGGUAUCUGCCUUGCAGUCGGUGCCGGUAUGAUCGGAGCCUUCUAUGGUCUAGGAACCGAUAGCUUCUCUGGCACAGAGGAUAUCUGGGAGGGCGUCCUGGGAAUUCUCGCGUCAAUUGUUAUCACUAUUAUGGGCGCUGCGCUGCUGCGCGUUUCCAAACUCCAAGACAAGUGGCGCUUGAAGCUUGCCAAGGCACUCGAGCAUGACAAAAAUGUCGAUGAAUCGCGCAAACACCGCUUGAAGCGGUAUAUGGAGAAAUACGCCAUGUUCUUCCUUCCCUUCAUUACAGUCCUGCGAGAAGGUUUGGAGGCGGUCGUCUACAUUGGCGGUGUUGGCCUGGCUGACCCAGCGUCCUCCUUUCCCCUCGCUGUAUUCUGCGGUCUUCUCGCAGGAGGACUGGUCGGUUAUGUUAUUUACAAGGGAGGACGGGAAACGUCCAUGCAAAUCUUCCUAAUCAUUUCGACUUGCUUCCUUUACCUUGUCGCCGGAGGACUAUUCUCGCGCGGUGUCUGGUACUUCCAAAAUAAUGCGUGGAACAAUAUUAUCGGAGGAGAUGCAUCCGAAACAGGUUCCGGUCCAGGCUCGUACGAUAUCAGACAGAGUGUUUGGCACGUCAACUGUUGCAACGCCGAACUCAAUGGCGGCGGUGGCUGGGGUAUUUUCAAUGCUCUGUUCGGAUGGGUCAACUCUGCCACCUACGGCUCAGUCAUCGGCUACAAUAUGUACUGGAUAUGUGUUAUGGUCGGUUAUGGACUCAUGUUCUACCGCGAGCGACGUGGCUCUCUUCCCGUCAUUGAUCCGGCGAUGAAGAAGGUUGCCGCUUACAAGGCGAGGACAAGGGCUUUUGUGCUUCGUCGACCCUACGAAGACCCUGAGUCCGUUCAACCUGUAGCGAGCGGUGGAGUUCAAGAGAGCUUUGCUCUGGAGAAGGUUGUGAAACCCACAGUGCGACGCACCGAUUCUUAG
Penicillium odoratum is the source of this 1149-nucleotide messenger RNA. RefSeq names its product FTR1 family protein. Gene Ontology annotation, biological process: iron ion transmembrane transport. The record is from RefSeq and is a predicted model, not a curated record. Gene Ontology annotation, cellular component: high-affinity iron permease complex; plasma membrane. The transcript has 3 exons. Bases 1 to 1149 code for a protein of 382 amino acids. NCBI's taxonomy places the organism in Eukaryota, Fungi, Ascomycota, Eurotiomycetes, Eurotiales, Aspergillaceae. Gene Ontology annotation, molecular function: ferrous iron transmembrane transporter activity.